GCUGCGGUGAUACGGUGAUGCGAGACCGAUUCCACCGCGAAGAGAGCUCCCGCCAAAAACCCACGAUUGUGCAAUCCCGUCGAUUACGGCGGCAGAAGUAGCAGUAAUGUCGUCGGUCGACCGGAGUACGCUUCUUGACAAGGACAAACUGAGAAAGAAGUUCGAUGUCUCUCACUUCGACCUCAACGCCAUCAUCCGAGGGGUUCAACUGACGCUGGUCGGCGCCCAUCGAGCACUGCAGAACCCAGAAAUCUUCACUUCCCAGCACUACAAGCAGGCAGCCGUCGCUGUUGCCGCGGGCCUUGCCAUCCGCCUGUUGAUAGCCUUUCCCAUCCUCGGCAUCAAGAUCCUGCUAUGGGCCCUCUCCCUCGUACUCCCGCUCGACCGCGUGAGCUGGGACGACGCGCUGGUCGACGGGCUCACCUUCAUCGAGGAGCACCUGCUGCAGGCGCCGCUCUUCCUCAUGAGCCUGAUGCGCUACGUGACGCCGGCGCUCGACGACCUGUUCAUGGACUCGCUGCGCUGGGUCGACCAGACCUACGCGGCCAAGCACCGGCACGACCCGGACCCCUCGCGCCUGCGCGCCAUGUACUACCCGCAGCUGCGCCUGUACCGCCCCACCGACGGCCGCACGCACUCGUCCGGCGCCGACGAGUCGGCCACCAUUUUCCUGUACCGCUUCGCGCGCAAGGGCGCCAUCUCGAUCGCCGUCUUCGCGGCGUCCUACCUGCCGCUUGUGGGCAGGCUCGUGCUGCCGGCCGCCAGUUUCUGGACGUUUAAGGGCGCCGUCGGGCUGGGUCCGGCGAGCGUCAUCUUUGGCACAGGACUGCUCCUGCCGAGGCGGUACCUGGUGAUUUUCCUGCAGACUUACUUCGCCUCGAGGAGCUUGGUGAGGGAGCUGUUAGAGCCUUAUUUUGCGCGGAUCAAGUUCACGAAGGACGAAAAGAAGAAGUGGUUCCGGAGCCGGGAGGGCCUGCUGUUUGGCUUCGGGAUUGGGUUCUACACCUUGCUGAGGGUCCCGCUGCUGGGGGUGUUAAUCUAUGGCAUCGCCGAGGCGAGCACCGCGUAUCUCAUCACCAAGGUGUCCGAUCCGCCUCCGCCUCCUUCACAGAGCCAGGGGUUUGCCGCGAGCCAGACCGAGUGGAGGAACAAGCAGAAGUUCCUCAGUCUGUCCCUGUGGAACCUGGAUGCCCUUCACGAUAAGCCGCCGCCAUACUCGGAAGUUGACCCUCAUCCGGUCGCUUCGCGGCAGUAGCAUCUUGCCAGCUGCGGAGAAACGGGUUUCCGCGGCCUGUGGUAAUAAGCAAGCCAAAGGUGACCGCACGGGGCUGAAGCGAAGCAGCUAGAACGAAGGAAUGCAUUUGAACCCGCAUGUUCGAGUCCCGGGUAGACCGGACUCAGCGUACAUGUCCAUACAUCUCUCGUCUUCCAGUCCGAGUGCGAACCGUAUAAAGCAGCAGCUUCCAGAACCAUGGCAGCUCCGUUCAUUGCGUUACCUAAUCCUCCAUUGACAGAUGUGCUCGGGAGAUCGCAAACCUGGAAACCAACCCUGUUGAGGCACCCACCAUCCUCCUGGAUCACCCCCACCUUAUCAAACCGUUACAUUGGCCUCGCCAUGUGGACUUCUCC
Thermothielavioides terrestris NRRL 8126 is the source of this 1629-nucleotide messenger RNA. RefSeq lists its product as uncharacterized. The coding region runs from base 107 to 1255 and encodes 382 amino acids. The record is from RefSeq and is a predicted model, not a curated record. The transcript has 4 exons. NCBI's taxonomy places the organism in Eukaryota, Fungi, Ascomycota, Sordariomycetes, Sordariales, Chaetomiaceae.